GGCACAUAAAAACGUUUUGAGAAAUGGCGGCUGCUGAAGAUAGUAACUAUUUACAGAAUCCCAGCGGUUCAGAGGCUCCGAAACUGUCGGAUUUACUAGACCGGGGCUGGAAACUGUAUGACGAGGUGGACAGCACUAAUGAAUCGAGCAGCUCAAACGCCGUGCAGGUGAAAGUGAAGCGCGGCAUCAUGCAGCUGGAGGAGGCGACGAGGAUGGUCAGUCAGCUGGACCUGUUCAGUCGUAACGAGGCACUGGAGGAAAUGGCCACAGCGGAUGUGAAGUACCUUCUGUUGCCGGCUCUGCUGGGUGCUCUCACUAUGAAACAGGUGAAUCCCAACAAGAGACUGGAGCAUGUGCAGACAGCCCGUGUCUACUUCAUGGACUUCCUGGAGAGGUGCAAGGAAUAUGAAGUGUGCAGUUUCAUGUUGCCCAGAUCCAAUGAGAACAAAGCCGACACUCCUACUGAGGAGCAGCCAAAUCCAGUUGUCCCAUUGCCAACAUCACAGCCAGACCUUAUUGCCAUGGCAACACAAAGACAAGCCAAAAUAGAGAGGUUUAACCAACGUAAGGAGACUGAGGCUAAACUGAGUGAGAUUAGAGGGCUGGUGGAAUCCGGCUCAGCCGAAGAAGACGUGGUGAGAGAUUUUUACCUGCUGCAUGUGCGCAGGUGGAUCACACUAGCACUGGAGGAGAUUGACUCCAUUGGCCAGGAAGUAGAGAUACUGAAACGGAUGGAGGCUUUCAAGCAGAGCGCGCCUCAGCCAUCUCCACCGAAAAGACUUCCCAUGAAGCCUUUUAUCCUGACUAAAGAUGCUGUGCAGGCAAAAGUGUUUGGUGCAGGGUAUCCCAGCCUUGCCACUAUGACCGUUGAUGACUGGUAUGAGCAGCACAGACGACAGGGCUGUUUACCUGAUCAGGGUGUACCACGCAGCGCAGCAGAUGGUAAUGCAGUGGAUGACGAGAGAGCAGAAAGAGAGAGAAAGGAAGAGAAUGAUGAUAAAGAGGCAUUGCAGAAGGCACGUGACUGGGAUGAUUGGAAGGACACACACCGGAGAGGAUAUGGCAACCGCAAGAACAUGGGCUGAUCUCACUCUCUCUCUCUCACACUCACACACACAUACAUAUACACAACCCUUCUGUUCCCAAAAAUAAAUUUCUCCCAAUUCUGCCAAUAUGUGAAAUGGACACAACAGAGGAUGGCACUGUUGUGUUUAAUUAAUUUGGUUACAUUUUUUCUAAACUGAGUUUGCAUAUUUGACAUUCUUUUUAUAAGGCUAUUUAAUUCUUAAAUGUUGGUGAGCUGUAAUGAGACCUUAACCCCUGGAUCAUCUUUAGAGAUUUAAAAGGUGGAUGCGUCAGUCUCUUUGCAUAUCUCUACUUCACUCUUUCCUAUAUUAGUAAUCGUUUGUCUUUUCAUGAAUGUUGUUUUGAGUUCAACAUUUGUGCUGUAAAUUAAUCCCAGUUUCAGUAUUUUUGGAUCAUCAAACUAAAGUUUUCCUUAUACUGUCAGUACUGGUAGCUAUUUUUGUCAGAAUCAGCCCACUCUGAAGAUUGUUGUCACCCAUACAAUUACAAUUAUGUGCUAUGUGAUUUGGAGCUCACUAAGGUUGCAUGUUAUUUAACUGUUAGCAAAUACUUGUAAGACUCAAUGUUGUUUUCAGUUUCCAGCAGAGACAAGAGCAGCUGGAUCCAGAAUCAGCACUUUCCUGGACCCGGAUAAUGGGGUUCAGAAUGGCUGAAGAAUCUGUUGAAAAUUUGGAACAAAAUGUCUAGACUGCCUUUUUAUUCUUAAAUGUAUUUAUUACAUUAUCUGGAACUUUUCUUGUUCUCUCUCUUUGAAAAUAUUUGUAAGGUGAACCCCUGGUUCCUGAGUAAACCUAAAGGAAAGUUACCUAUCUACAGCCUUAUUCUCUGUUUGUGCCUCAGUACUACAUAUGUCCCUUGUCCCAUAUUUGAAUAUGCAGAUUACUUUUUUUUACCCUUAUAAUGUUCAAGGGGGAAAUAGUUCACCCAAAAAACUUAAUUCUCUCAUCAUAUAUUCACCCUCCAGCCUUCUCAAACUUGUAUGAAUUUGUUUAUUUUGCGAAACACAAGGAUAUAAUGUAGAUGAAGGAUAUACAGUGUAUUCAGACCCCUUCAUUUUAUUUUCACAUUUUAUGUUGCAUACUAAAAUGCUUUAAAUAAUUUUUCACAUCAAUCUUCACUCCAUACCCCAUAAUGACAAAGCAAAAGCCAGAUUUUUGAUAACUGCAAAUUUAUGAAAAGAAAAAACUGAAAUAUCACAUUGACAUAAGUAUUUAUACCCUUUGCUAUGACACUUGAAAUUUAGCUCGGGUGCAUCCCAUUUCACUGGAUCAUCUUUGAGAUGUUUCUACACUUUGAUUGGAGACCACCUGUGGCAAAUUCAAUUGAUUGGACAUGAUUUGGAAAGGUACAUGCCUGUCUAUAUAAGGUCUCAGAGCUGAAAAUGCAUAUCAGAGCAAAAACCAAGCCAUAAGGUCAAAGGAACUGCCUGCAGAGUUCUGAGACAGUAUUGUGUCGAGGCACAGAUCUGGGGAAGGCUACAGACAUUUUUUGACUGCAUUGAAGGUUCCCAAGAGCACAGUAGCUUCCUUAAUUCUUAAAUAGAAGUUUGGAACAACCAGGACUCUUUCCAGAGCUGGCUGCCUGGCUAAAUUGCAAUCAGGGGAGAAAGCCCUUGGUAAGAGAGGUGACCAAGAACCUGAUGGUGGUUGAACUCCAUAGAUCAUGUGUGGAGAUGGGAGAAACUUGCAGAAGGACAACCAUCACUGCGACACUCCACCGAAAUGGGCUUUAUGGCAGAGUGACCAGACUGAAGCCUCAGUGCAAGACACAAAAUAGCACCUAAAGGACACUCAAGACUGAAAUGAAGAUUGAACUGUUUGGCCUCAAUUCCAAGCAUAAUGUUUGGAGGAAACCAGGCACCGCUCAUCACCAGCGCAAUACCAUCCCAACGGUGAAGCAUGGUGGUGGUAGUAUCAUGCUGUGGGGGAGUUUUUCAGUGCAGGGACUGGGUCAUGGUUGAAGGAAAGCAGAAUGCAGCAAAAUACAGAGAUCUGUAAUGAAAAUCUGGUCCCGAGGACUCCGGAACUGGGCAGAAGUUUCACCUUCCAAUAAGACAAUGACCAUAAGCACACAGCCAAGGGAACUCGAGAUUGGCUUAGGGACAACUCCAUGAAUGUCAUCGAGUGGCCCAGACUUUAACCCAAUCGAACAUCUCUGGUUAGACCUGAAAAUGGCUGACCACUGAAGGUCCCCAUCCAACCUGACAGAGCUUGAGAGGAUCUGCAGAGAAAAAUCCCCAAAUGCAGGUGUGCAAAGCUUGUCGCAUCAUACCCAAAAAGACAUGUGGCUGUAAUCACUGCCAAAGGUGCUUCAACCAAGUACUGAGUAAGGGUCUGAAUACUUAUAUCAAUGUGAUAUUUCAGUUUUUUUUCUUAAAUUAGCAGUUUUCAAGAGUUUUUGCUUUGUCAUUAUGGGGUACGGAGUGUAGAUUGAUGUGAAAAAUUAAUAUUUUGAAGUAUUUUAGCAUAAGGCAACAUAACAAAAUGUGAAAAAAUGAAAGGCACUGUAUGUGUUUUUGUCUGCACAAUGCAAGUCAGUGUCGUCCAAAACUCCAAAAAGGGCAUAAUGGACAUCUAUACAACUCAAAUGUGGUUUGAUUCAUGUCUUAUGAAUGUCAUAUGAUCGUUUUGGGGGAGAAACAAGGAAUAUGCAAUAUUGAGUAAUUUUGUAGUCGAGUACUCUAACCCACAAAAAAACAAGUAAUUGAUUACUUGUAAAUAACACGUAAGACGUACAUGAAAUCUAUAUUUUGUUUUAUUCACAAACGAUACCAAGAAUAGUUUCAAAAUAAACAUUAUACAUUGUAAUAAACACAAUAAACACGCAGGGGGCCUGGAGAUGGACUGCGAUCAUCAUAGGGGUUUCGGCUGGGUGAAUCUUUGGCAUAAGGGUUACUAACAAUUUAACUCCAACCUGCUGCAUUGCUACAAUCAAAUAGAAAAACAUACUAAAUUAACCAGGAUAAAAAAUUAUAAUAUGCUUACACACACACACAGAAGAUCUCAAAUAGGAAACAUCGAUGAAUAGGUCAAGAAACAAUUUAUAGUUGCUAACAUUUUUAAUUUAAGAUCCAAGAAACAUUUAGAUUCAUAAAAACUGUUUAAUAAGCUAUAUAUGCUACAAGUAGUAACUACAAUAUUACAUUAGCUCUUGUGUGUCAAGUCAAAUUUCACUUUAGAUCUUGAUGUAGGAAUAUGAAUGUAUACAAUGUUUUAUGAUCUAUUCAGUAGUUAUGUUGGCUUGGCUUCCUAGAUGAAGACCAACAUUUCUGAUUGUAAAUCCUCCGAGCUUUUAAGCUUCAUCCACCAAAAUCAGCACAUAUCUUCAGACAGUUUUGGACUAGUGUUCUAUGUCUUUUCCAACUGAUCAGAGUUAUGGGAUUCGCAGAGAAGAGAAUUUGUAAAAAUCCUGUAGACUUGCAUUGACAAUAUUCAAAUGAGUCCACGGAAUGCACGUUAAUUCAAACUCCCACUGUCAAAAGUUAAAAUGUAAAU
This is a messenger RNA of Xyrauchen texanus (razorback sucker), 4580 nucleotides long. RefSeq names its product immunoglobulin-binding protein 1-like. Gene Ontology annotation, biological process: regulation of dephosphorylation; regulation of signal transduction. The record is from RefSeq and is a predicted model, not a curated record. Gene Ontology annotation, molecular function: protein phosphatase 2A binding. Lineage: Eukaryota; Metazoa; Chordata; Actinopteri; Cypriniformes; Catostomidae. Gene Ontology annotation, cellular component: cytosol. Bases 24 to 1085 code for a protein of 353 amino acids. The transcript is spliced from 6 exons.